Messenger RNA from Hermetia illucens (black soldier fly), 1575 nucleotides. RefSeq names its product probable cytochrome P450 6a21. Lineage: Eukaryota; Metazoa; Arthropoda; Insecta; Diptera; Stratiomyidae. The transcript has 2 exons. Gene Ontology annotation, molecular function: iron ion binding; oxidoreductase activity, acting on paired donors, with incorporation or reduction of molecular oxygen; heme binding. The record is from RefSeq and is a predicted model, not a curated record. The coding region runs from base 1 to 1575 and encodes 524 amino acids.
AUGAAAAUGUACUGGUUAUUCAUUCAGUUAAACAUUUUCAUUCGUGUGUUUUGGUUGGCUGUGAAUUUGGCUCCUGCAAUGGGGUUUGUUACCGGUCUGUGCUAUCUAGUAGCCUUGACAUUGGUUGGGGUGUACGCAUUGUUUAAAGUAAAGUUUCGAUACUGGAAAAAAAGGGGAAUUCCUCAUUUCGAGCCACGCAUACCAUAUGGAACUCUUUUCCGCAAUGGAAACAAGGAGCAACAUAUCACGGAAAAUUUGACAGAGAUUUAUGAAGCUUUCAAAGGAAAAACUCCUUUUGCAGGAGCUUACUUUUUCACGCAAGCUUUACCCAUUGCUGUUGACUUGGACUUCAUACAGUACGUAUUGGUGAAAGAUUUCAAACUAUUUAACGAUCGUGGUAUCUACUAUAAUCCCAAGUAUGAUCCACUCUCCCUUAACAUGUUUAACGUGAAGGGAAACCACUGGAAACGCUUGCGUACUAAACUUACCCCUACAUUUACAUCCGGAAAAAUGAAAUUUAUGUAUCCAACGAUAGUAGAAGUCGCGACUAGGUUUGAUCAGACGUUGAGCGAAGCAGUGAGAAUGGGUAGCGUUAUUGAAAUCAAGGAGCUCCUAGCGAGGUUCACGACCGAUGUUAUAGGAACCUGCGCGUUUGGUAUUGAGUGCAACAGCUUGAAAGAUCCGAAUGCUGAGUUCAGAAGAAUGGGACGGAAAUUCUUUGCUGAACCUCCACUGAGGACUUUCGGUCGAACGCUCGUUAAUCAGUUCCCGAAACUCAGUAUCGAACUUGGGAUUAAAACCACAAGUACCGAAGUUAGCUCAUUUUUUAUGGGCAUUGUGAAGGAGACACUGGAAUAUCGUGAAAAGAAUAAUAUUCGUCGCGAUGACUUCAUGGAUUUGCUUAUUCAGCUGAAAAGAUCGAGUACUGCCGAUAAUGAAUUUUCAGUGGUUGAUGUGGCUGCGCAGGCGUUUUUGUUCUUUCUGGCUGGAUUCGAGACUUCUUCCACAACAAUGACAUUCGCUCUGUACGAACUGGCGCUCGAUACUGAAAUUCAAGAUAAAGCCCGCAACGAAAUUAAUGAAGUUUUAAAAAAGCACAACGGAAAGUUUACGUACGAAGCUAUGAUGGAUAUGAAAUACUUGGAUUGUAUAAUAAACGAAACUCUUAGAAAACAUCCACCCGUUGUUGUUUUGAUGCGAGUUGCUGAGGAAGAUUAUCCUGUUCCGGGGACAGACAAAAUUGUGGAAAAAGGCCAGAGGAUUUUUAUACCCGCAUACAGCAUUCAUCACGAUCCAGACAUUUAUCCUAAUCCAGAAGUUUUUGACCCCAGCAGAUUUGAACCAGAGGAAAUUAAAAAACGCCACCCCAUGUCCUUCCUUGGUUUUGGCGAUGGUCCUAGAAAUUGUAUUGGGGCGCGAUUUGGUCAAAUGCAAACAAGAAUUGGUCUUGUCACGUUACUGCGAAGUUAUCGUUUCACUCCGUGUAAUAAAACACUGAUCCCAAUGAAAUAUUCACGCGUUUUUGUAUUGUCGCCAGAAGGCGGAAUGUAUUUGAAUGUGGAAAAGAUUAAUUAA